AUGACGCCGCUCCUCGUCCUUGGCCGCGCCAGGCUCUCCUUCCUACUGCGCCAGCCCUUCGGCUGCAUCAGUUCUUUCUUCUCCGUGCAGGAUCUGUGCGUCUGCGCCAUUGUUGCUGUUGCUGGCGACUGUCCUUGGCAGCAGUGCACGAUGGGCGAUGGCCUCAUCUGCUUGCCUGCGAUGCUCUGCGGUCGCCUCGGCCCUGCCACAGCGGCCUCGUCCACCUGGAGACCCGAGUCGGUGGCUCCACAGCCCGCUCUGAGGAAUGCUGUUGCAUCUCAACUCGUGGCGUGCCUCUCUCUUCUCUCCGGCCUCGUGCUGCAGAUGUGGCUGAGCUCUGCGCUCAGGCAGCACCCCAGUGCCGCCUCGUGGGCGGCGUGGCGGGCGGCCAGCUGUCACUGCUGCCUUCCCUCUCGAGUGAGCCUCGCCUCGCUCCUCUUCUACUCGAGCCUCGUCUCGUGUGCCUCCUCGUGGGCGGCGUGGUGGGCGGCCAGCUGUCACUGCUGCCUUCCCUCACGAGUGAGCCUCGCCUCGCUCCUCUUCUACUCGAGCCUCGUCUCGUGUGCCGCCUCGUGGGCGGCGUGGUGGGCGGCCAGCUGUCACUGCUGCCUUCCCUCUCGAGUGAGCCUCGCCUCGCUCCUCUUCUACUCGAGCCUCGUCUCGUGUGCCUCCUCGUGGGCGACAUGGCGAGCGAGCCUCGCCUCCCUCCUCUUCUACUCGAGCCUCGUCUCGUGUGCCUCCUCGUGGGCGGCGUGGUGGGCGGCCAGCUGUCACUGCUGCCUUCCCUCUCGAGUGAGCCUCGCCUCGCUCCUCUUCUACUCGAGCCUCGUCUCGUGUGCCUCCUCGUGGGCGGCGUGGUGGGCGGCCAGCUGUCACAGCUGCCUUCCCUCUCGAGUGAGCCUCGCCUCGCUCCUCUUCUACUCGAGCCUCGUCUCGUGUGCCUCCUCGUGGGCGGCGCGGUGGGCGGCCAGCUGUCACUGCUGCCUUCCCUCUCGAGUGAGCCUCGCCUCGCUCCUCUUCUACUCGAGUCUCGUCUCGUGUGCCUCCUCGUGA
Emiliania huxleyi CCMP1516 is the source of this 1053-nucleotide messenger RNA. RefSeq lists its product as hypothetical. Bases 1 to 1053 code for a protein of 350 amino acids. The transcript has 2 exons. Lineage: Eukaryota; Haptophyta; Isochrysidales; Noelaerhabdaceae. The record is from RefSeq and is a predicted model, not a curated record.